AAAUCAAGACCAGAACCCACUUCCAUCAAUUCCUCAGGCAACCCCAGCCUAACGUGCAAAUGAGGAAAUCCUCCUUAGCAGGAAUAAGCUGCAGAGGUUCCCCCAUCCUGAUUUUCACUUCACAUUUUGGAUGCUACAAGCUGGGUGAGCAGAGAUACCAGGCGCUGGCCCAGGGGAGCUGCCCUGCAUCUGAGCGCUACCAUGAAUCACUUCCAGACCAUCCUGUCUCAGGUCCGGAUGUUGCUCUCUAGCCAUCGGCCGAACCAAGUGCAGGAGCUUCUGGACAACCUUCUGGCGGAAGAGCUCCUCUCCAGGGAGUACCACUAUGCCCUGCUCCAUGAGUCUGAUGGUGAGGCUCUGGCCAGGAAGAUCUCCUUGACCCUGCUGGAGAAAGGAGACCCAGACUUGGCCCUCUUGGGGUGGAUCUGGAGUGGGCUGCAGGCCCCCACAGCAGAGAGGGACCCCAGCUACAAGGACCCUGGUGGCAGUGGACAGUGCCCAACCAUGGAGCUGGGGCCUCUAGAAGGCAGUUACUUAGAACUUCUCAACAGCAGUGCUGACCCUUUGCAGCUCUACCACCUCUACGACCGGAUGGAUCUGACAGGAGAAGAAGAAAUAGAGCUCUGCUCAGAGCCUGACACAGACACCAUCAACUGCGAACAGUUCAGCAGGCUGUUGUGUGACAUGGAAGGUGAUGAAGAGACCAGGGAAGCUUAUGCCAAUAUCGCGGAAUUGGACCAGUACGUCUUCCAGGACACCCAGCUGGAGGGCCUGAGCAAAGACAUUUUCAUCGAGCACAUAGGAUUGGAAGAAAUAAUCAGCGAGAGUGUGGAGGUGCUGGAGGAAGCAGGGCAGAAAAGUCAGAAAAGACCCUUCCCAGAGGAGCUGCCUGUGGAUCUGAAGCACCGGAAGCUAGCCGAGCCCCUCACCAUGCCUGUGGUGACUGGCACUUUCCUGGUGGGGCCAGUGAGCGACUCCUUGGUUCAGCCCUGCCCGCCACCUCCUGCUCUGUUCAACACGGAGCCAGCAUCCAGCCAGACCCGGCUGAAGGACGCGGCGCCUCCUUCCAGUUCCUUGUUGAGCUGCCUGAGUCUUCCUGCGGGACCCAUUCAGAUUAUCCCCACUCUCCCCACUCUGCCUCAGGGGCUCUGGCCGAUCUCAGGGACUGGGACGGGGGUCUCCAGUAUACUCAUCUACCAAAGUGAGAUGCCCCCAGCCAGCCAAACACCCCCCUCCAGCGGGCCUGCUGUCCAGAGCCUUCCCAAGUCCCCAGACCGGCCUGGCUCCGCCAGCCCCUUUGCCCCAUCUGCCGCUGACCUCCCCAGCAUGCCCGAACCGGCCCUGACCUCCCGUGCAGGCCUGACAGAGGAUGAGAUGUCCCCCAGCAAAUGCCCAGCAGCUGGCGGGGCCUCCAGCAAACUUCCCAAGUGGCCUGAGAGCGUGGAGCAGUUCUACCAGUCACUACGGGACAAGUACCAGGCCCAGCCCACCAGCCCGGAAGGCACCCUGGUGGAGACGGACCUGGUGAGGGUGAGGCUGGAGAAGAGCAGCGGGAAGAGCCAGGAGAGAGAGCUGGCCACCCUGGACUGGGCAGAGCGGCAGCCGGCCCGAGGGGGUCUGGCCGAGGUGCUGCUGGCUGCCAGCGACUGCCAGCAGCCCCGAGAGACGCGGGUGAUCGCUGUGCUGGGCAAAGCGGGACACGGGAAGAGUCACUGGGCACGGGCCGUGAGCCGGGCCUGGGCCCACGGCCAGCUGCCACAGUACGACUUUGUCUUCUGUGUCCCCUGCCAUCGUUUGGACCGUCCGGGGACCUCCUACCGCCUGCAGGAUCUGCUGUCCUCCCUGGGCCCGCAGCCGUUGCCAGUGGACGAUGAAGUCCUCAGUUACAUCGCGAGGAGGCCCAACCGCAUCCUGCUCAUCCUGGAUGGCUUCGAGGACCUGGAAGCCCACGAUGGCUCCCUGCACAGCGCAGGGGGCCCCGGGUCGGCAGAGCCCCGCUCCCUCCGGGGGCUGCUGGGGGGCCUCCUCCAGCGCAAGCUGCUGCGGGGCUGCACCCUGCUGCUCACGGCCUGGCCCCGGGGCCGCCUGGCCCAGAGCCUGAGCAAGGUGGACGCCCUGUUUGAGGUGGCCGGCUUCUCGGUCCAGCAGGCUGAGGCCUACGUGAGGCGUUACUUUGAGUUGGAGGGGACCGCUGAGCACCAAGAGAGGGCCCUGGCGCUCCUGCAGGCCCAGCCGUUCCUCCUGAGCCAUAGCCACAGCCCCACCGUGUGCCGGGCCGUGUGCCAGCUCGCAGAGGCCCUCCUGCAGCGGAGCGAUGGAGCCCAGCUGCCCUCCACGCUCACGGGCCUCUACGUGGGCCUGCUAGGCCCAGCAGCUCGCGACGGACCCCCGGGGGCCCUGGCGGAAUUGGCCAGGCUGGCCUGGGAGCUGGGCCGUGCGCACCAGAGGGCCCUGAAGGCGGGCUGUUUACUGUCGGCAGAGGCGAGGGCCUGGGCUGCGGCCCAAGGCUGGUUGCGGCCCACCCCGGGGGCCCCGGAGACGGAGCUGGCCUUUUCCAGCUUCCUCCUGCAGUGCUUCCUGGGGGCCGUGUGGCUGGCUCUGAGCGGCGAAAUCAAGGACAAGGAGCUGCCGCAGUAUCUGGCCUUGACCCCGAGGAAGAAGCGGCCCUAUGACAACUGGCUGGAGGGCGUGCCGCGCUUCUUGGUGGGACUGGUCUUCCAGCCUCGCGCCGGCUGCCUGGGGGCCCUGGCAGGCCCGGCGGCAGCCACGUCGGCGGACAGGAAGCAGAAGGUGCUCACGAGGUACCUGAAGCGUCUGCAGCCCGGGACGCUGCAGGCGGGGCGGCUGCUGGAGCUGCUGCACUGUGCCCACGAGGCGCUGGACCCCGGGCUCUGGCAGCACGUGCUGCAGGGGCUCCCUGCCCACCUCUCCUUCCUGGGCACGCGGCUCACGCCUCCCGACACCCACGUGCUGGGCAGCGCCCUGGAGGCUGCGGGCCAAGACUUUUCCCUGGACCUCCGCAGCACUGGCGUCGACGCCUCCGGACUGGGGAGCCUCGUGGGACUCAGCUGUGUCACCCGUUUCAGGGCUGCAUUGAGUGACACUGUGGAGCUGUGGGAGUCCCUGCAGCAGCGUGGGGAGGCCAAGCUACUCCGGGCAGUGGAGGAGAAGUUCACCAUUGAGCCUUUCAAGGCCAAGUCCAUGAAGGAUGUGGAAGACCUUGGCAAUCUCGUGCAGAUCCAGAGGACAAGAAGCUCCUCUGAAGCAGCAGCUGGGGAGCUCCCUGCUGUCCGAGACUUAAAGAAGCUGGAGUUUGCGCUGGGCCCUGUCUUGGGCCCACAGGUUUUUCCUAAACUGGUGAAGAUCCUUGAGGCCUUUACUUCCCUUCAGCAUCUGGACCUGGACUCACUGAGCGAGAACAAGAUUGGGGACGAGGGUGUCGCCCAGCUCUCAGCCACCUUCCCUCAGCUGAAGGCCCUGGAGACACUCAACUUGUCCCAGAACAACAUUACCGACGUGGGUGCCUGCAAGCUGGCCGAGGCUCUGCCCGCGCUGGCCGCGUCCCUCCUCAGGCUGAGCUUGUACAAUAACUGUAUCUGCGACGCGGGAGCCGAGAGCCUGGCACACGCGCUUCCAGACAUGGUGUCCCUCCGCGUGCUGGACGUCCAGUACAACAAGUUCACAGCCGCUGGGGCUCAGCAGCUUGCCGCUGGCCUGAGAAAGUGCCCUCAGGUGAAGACACUGGCGAUGUGGACGCCCACCAUCCCCUUUGGCGUCCAGGAACACCUGCAGCAGCUGGACCCACGAAUCAUUCUGAGAUGAUCCAGGCUGUGGCUGGGACAAGAGAAAUGAGCCUCCCACAGCAUGCUCUCCGAGGACACUGACCGUGCUGGACCCUCGCCUGGUUCUUUGGGGACACAGCUUUUCUCUGCCUGUGUCCCGUGGGACGUGGUAUUGUGGUGCCCAGCCCCAGUGACUCAGGGUCAGCCCCCGCCCAGCUGGGGAGAGGACCGGCUGCCUGCUCUGUGGACCGACCCCUCGGUUCCCUGGGUGGAUGUCAGCCCUGCUCAGCCACCGCGGCUCUGGCAGGUGGGCGGGCGCCCGGGGGCCGCUGCUGAAUGCCCAGAAGCCCUGAGGCAUUCCCCGAAGGACACUGCGGACAGCCGUGGUCAAGGCCAGGGUGAUGGGUGAGGCGGCCACAGAUCCGCCUGCCCAGGUCCCUUGUGGCCUGGGGGAAAGCACGUUUCCAGGCUGCUCUUCUAGCAGGACCAGCUCCAAGGAUGCCUGUGAGCAUCAUCCAGCCUGUUCAUUUCCCAAAGCACGACGGCUGGAAAUUCUCAGCAGCUGCCUUCUGUCUCUGGGACUCACUGGUUUGCACUGACUCUUUUCACCGAGGCCAAAGCUAGGCCUGGCCAUACACACUGGACCUUCUCGGGGAAAGAGCUGACGAUACACUAACGGAGGAGGGGCGGGGCCGUGGCCUGGACCACAUUCGCCUUUUUGCCUCCAUUUCCUGUUUGUUUGUUUUUUUCCACUACAUAUAAAUCUGUCAUUUAAUCCCA
Messenger RNA from Bubalus bubalis (water buffalo), 4562 nucleotides. It is a transcript of the gene CIITA, whose product is annotated as class II major histocompatibility complex transactivator. The coding region runs from base 202 to 3822 and encodes 1206 amino acids. NCBI's taxonomy places the organism in Eukaryota, Metazoa, Chordata, Mammalia, Artiodactyla, Bovidae. The record is from RefSeq and is a predicted model, not a curated record. The transcript is spliced from 20 exons. Gene Ontology annotation, biological process: positive regulation of MHC class II biosynthetic process; inflammatory response; positive regulation of MHC class I biosynthetic process. Gene Ontology annotation, molecular function: ATP binding; protein binding.